Messenger RNA from Diaporthe batatas, 1473 nucleotides. RefSeq lists its product as uncharacterized. Bases 1 to 1473 code for a protein of 490 amino acids. The transcript is spliced from 9 exons. Gene Ontology annotation, biological process: transmembrane transport. Gene Ontology annotation, cellular component: membrane. Lineage: Eukaryota; Fungi; Ascomycota; Sordariomycetes; Diaporthales; Diaporthaceae. Gene Ontology annotation, molecular function: transmembrane transporter activity. The record is from RefSeq and is a predicted model, not a curated record.
AUGGCUGCAAGCGAGAAAAGGUCGUUGUCGGCCGAGCGACAGAAGCACACGGUCGAGCAUAUUGACAGUACAAUCAAGGACGAGAAGCCUGUUGAGCAAGAUGAGAAACGCGACUGGACCGGCACCACGAGGAAGACUGAUCCAGAGGAAAUUAAGCUAGUGCGGAAGCUUGAUUACCGGAUUAUGCCGACUCUUUGUAUCAUGUACUUUCUCAACUAUGUCGACCGUAACGCGAUUGCACAGGCCAGGCUUAAUAAUUUGGAGGACGACUUGGGUAUGACAGGCACCGAAUUUAACACUACAGUUUCCAUUCUUUUCGUCGGCUACGUGUUGAUGCAGAUCCCUUCCAACAUGUUGAUCACCAGAAUUCAGCCCGGGAUAUACAUGAGCGCGUGGAUGCUAGUCUGGGCUGUAGUCUCCGGGUGCACCGCGUUAGUUCAGAACUAUGGAGGGCUUGUCGCUUGUAGAUUCUUCUUAGGAAUCACGGAGGCUCCAUUCUACCCUGGGGCCACCUACAUGCUCUCCAUCUUCUACACCCGCACGGAAGUUGCUGCUCGCAUUGCCGUGCUGUACUGCGCCCAAAUCCUCGCCACCGGUGUCUCCGGUCUGAUUGCUGCAGGAAUUUUCGCCGGCAUGGACGGGCUCCGAGGCAUCGCAGGCUGGCGAUGGCUUUUUAUCGUGGAGGGAGCAGCCACCGGCCUCGUCGCCCUGUUUGGCUUCUGGUUCUUGCCAAACACACCGCUCACCACGCGGUGGCUUAAGGAUGGCGAGCGCGAGCUGGCGCAUGCGCGUAUCGAAAGGGACAGGGUUUCAGACGCCUCGGACGUCAAGGCCUCGGCUAUGGACGGUUUGAAGCAGGCCUGCCGUGACAAGCGGACCUGGCUGUUCUGUCUCAUGCAAAACUUCCAUCUUUCUGCGUGCUCUUUCAACUCCUUCUUCCCUACUGUCGUCAAGACGCUCGGUUUCAAUACUACCGUCACUCUGGCGAUGACCUGCCCACCGUUCAUCUUUGCCGGCGCCGCUGGGAUCGCUUUCGGAUGGAGCUCUGGACGCUUUCAUGAAAGAACGUGGCAUAUCACUGGAGGCCUGACUAUCGCUAUCAUCGGGUUCGCACUUGCGGCCGCAACUUUAAACACGGCAGCCCGUUAUGUAGCAUGCUUCAUCUUCGCCAUGGGUGCUUACAGCGUCAAUUCAGUCAUUAUCGGCUGGGCGUCUUCAACACUUGCGCAGACAAAGGAGAAGAAGGCCGUUGUUCUUGCCAUGACAAAUGUGGGCGGUCAGAUUGGCUAUAUCUACGGCGCAUAUCUCUGGCCGAAGAGCGAUGAGCCACGCUACGCAAUCGGCUUCGGUGCCUCGGCCGGUUUUGCCUUGCUCUCGAUUCUGUGUGCCUGGUGGAUCCGCGUGUUGCUUGUGAGAGAGAACAGGAGGAUCCGCGCAUCUACGUCGGAGCAUGUCAACUUGUAUGGGUACUAG